Messenger RNA from Staurois parvus, 984 nucleotides. The record is from the annotation of a GenBank genome assembly. NCBI's taxonomy places the organism in Eukaryota, Metazoa, Chordata, Amphibia, Anura, Ranidae.
AUGGAACCGCCGAGGGGUUUAGCGCUGGCCGCCGCCAAUGGAAUCAUCCCACCCAGGCCCGCCUAUGAGGUCUUCGGCACUGUGUGCACAGAUGGAGUCUCAGAGACCAAGAUCCAGAAGUUUGACCUGUUCCCCAAGGCGCUCAUACCCAGGUCCGUCACCCCUCAGCAGCUGAGCUCCGGGGCAAAGCCGGUGACCCCUGACAGUGAGUCGGUGACUGGAAGCACCCAAGGAGCCUCAUCCCCUGAAGUCAGACCUGGUUCUGGGUCAGAAAACGGGGACGGGGAGUCCUUCCUCAGCUCCCCCAUGUCCAAAGCUCUGAAAGAAGGCGAGGAAAGCCCGAGCUCCAUCAGCCCGCUGGGCUCAGAUUCUGGUUCUGAUGGCGAGAAGGACGAGCAGGACCCAAGUUCUUCCUCCUCCUCCAGGCAGAGGACACCCAUAGACAUCCUGACCAGAGUCUUCCCCACCCAGAAGAGGAGCGUUCUGGAGCUGGUUCUACAAGGCUGUGGAGGAGAUGUGGUCCAAGCCAUCGAGCAGAUCCUGAACAACAGAGGUCAGGAGAAGGGUGAUGACACUUGGUCUAGAGAAGCGGCUCUUCAGAGCCUUCAACCUUCAGUGUCCACCAGCCACCGACCACUCAUAGCUGGAGCCAUCACCCCAGCUAUAGGGACCCUCGGGAGCAGGUCUGCCUUCUCCCCUCUGCAGCCCAAUGCCACCCACUUUGGGACAGACACCAACACUUACCAGCUAGGUGGGCACCUCGGACUCAACCCAUUAAGACUGGCCUAUUCUGCCCACAGCAGAGGACUUGCCUUCAUGGCUCCUUACUCUACAGCUGGCUUUAUGCCCACCCUAGGCUUCCGCCCACCUAUGGACUAUGCCUUUAGUGACCUGAUGAGGGACCGGGCGAAUGUUCACAAGGACCAGGUCUACACAAACGGUCUCUAUGGGUCUGUAGUCAACAACAACACCGAGAAACAAUGA